AUGUCAUCCGACGCUCCUGGUACAUACGCCAGCCCAUAUUUGCACUAUACGCAUGUACAUGUGCCCAAAGAAACCCAUGUCGCUGAUGUCGAAGUCGAUCCUGUUUCUGGUCGUAAGAUUGUCAAUCAUUAUGAGAUUAUUGAUGAACUCGGCCGCGGUACUCACGGCAAGGUCAAGCUCGGUCGUGAUCUCAACGAACAAGAUUCUUUUGUGGCGAUCAAAAUCGUGGAACGUUACUCCAAACGGCGCAAGCUUGGCAAGUUGGCCACAACCGAGGACAAGGUCAAAAAGGAAGUCGCCAUACUCAAGAAGGCACGGCAUCCCAAUGUUGUAGCUUUGUUAGAGGUUAUCGAUGAUCCGACGUCCAAGAAAGUCUACAUUGUGCUCGAAUGGGUUGAGAAAGGAGAAAUCACUUGGCGCGACGACAAUAUGCUGCGCUCUCAACUCGACCCUGAACUUGAAUACGUCCCUGUCAUGACGAUGGACAAGAUCCGUGUUGCAUUCCGAGAUACAUUGCUGGGGCUGCAGUACUUGCACUAUCAGGGCAUCGUACAUCGAGACAUCAAACCGCCAAACCUUCUCACCACCAACCAAGGACGUGUCAAGAUCUCGGAUUUUGGCGUUUCAUACCUAGGACGUCCUGUACAUGACGGAGAGCGCGGGGAGGAGCUUAGCGAAGCUGAGACGCAGGAUCUUGGCGACGAGGCCAAAGAGCUAGCAAAGACCGUCGGCACGCCGGCAUUCUACGCGCCCGAGCUUUGCAAUACCGACGUGUCGGACGAGAUUAUGCCGGUCACCAAGGCGAUCGACGUUUGGGCUCUGGGAAUUACAUUGUUCUGCAUGCUGUUCGCCCGCACGCCUUAUGUUGACGGCGAAUACGUCGUCAUGCGACAGAUUGCAGACGAAGAGGUUUAUUUGCCUCGCAAAAGACUGGCACCUCCGAUUAGCGACGAGCUUCACGAUCUUAUGCGACGCUUGCUCACCAAAGACCCUCAAGCUCGCAUCACACUUGAGGAUGUGCGACAGCAUCCGUGGGUUCUGGAGGACCUGCCUAACAAAGCGAAGUGGCUUGAGGAAACAGAUCCUUCU
Dissoconium aciculare CBS 342.82 is the source of this 1089-nucleotide messenger RNA. Its product is annotated as kinase-like protein. Gene Ontology annotation, molecular function: ATP binding; protein kinase activity. The annotation marks the transcript as partial. Gene Ontology annotation, biological process: protein phosphorylation. NCBI's taxonomy places the organism in Eukaryota, Fungi, Ascomycota, Dothideomycetes, Mycosphaerellales, Dissoconiaceae. The record is from RefSeq and is a predicted model, not a curated record. The transcript has 4 exons.